AUGUCUGCCUCGUACUACUUAGUCCCGCCCACGUGCUACGGCACUUUGUCUCUCCUACACCAGGACCCCGGCAAAUCCCCCAAGAGCUCUGAUCCCGAAAACCCCGAAAAGGGGGCCUCUGGAGCCAAAAUCUUACAUCUCAAACCCCCGAAACGGGGCCCGGACGGCGGUCAGGUUAUGUGCCAGGUGCCCCCGAAACCAGGCGUCCGGUAUGAUCCUCGACCCCCGAACAUAAGGUCCAUCCGGCCUCGGAACGGGUGCCGAAAUGUGCCGGAAAGCUCUCGCAUGAAACCUCCCACAAUCCAUCCCUGCAUUGUUGUCCCGCACUGGAUUGUUGUCAGGCACUGGUAUAAGGUGUUCAGGAUGCCUGGAGUUGUUUCCGCCCUGCAUUUGAAUCUUUUGGUAACAGGGCUAUACGUCGCGGACUUGCGCGAUCAAGAGUUCGUGGUCGUCGUCGAUAUAUUGCGCUGGCAGUUGCAGCCUGAUUUCAUGGCUCAGAUACGCUCGCUCAGACUUGCAAUGGGUGUACACAAUGGUGGUAAAACCAUGUAUGAGUAUGUUGGUCGGUUCAAAGCUGCCAAAAAGCGCAUACAACUCCUCGAGAAUGCGCUGCGCAUGUCGGGUAUACCAGUCCCAUUGCGAAGUGACUUUUUGGCUGAGAUGUUGAUGGGCAAAGAGCUGAUGGGAAGUGGUCAUGCAGAAGUGAUGUGCACCAAAAAGCAUAAGAUAGAGGAGUAG
This is a messenger RNA of Postia placenta MAD-698-R-SB12, 738 nucleotides long. RefSeq lists its product as hypothetical. Bases 1 to 738 code for a protein of 245 amino acids. The record is from RefSeq and is a predicted model, not a curated record. The transcript is spliced from 7 exons. NCBI's taxonomy places the organism in Eukaryota, Fungi, Basidiomycota, Agaricomycetes, Polyporales, Adustoporiaceae.